UCAGUGUUGGUGUGCCGUCGAAACCGGUCCUUUCCGCUCAUGCUUGAGGUGUGAGAUUACAUGUUAAUUGACCGCCAGACAAAAAUUCGAAAUACGUCAGUUUUUGACAAUUACCACAAAAAACAAACUUGUAAACGCCAUGACUAAAGAAGAAGUGAAAGGUGCUGUUGAGGAGGACUCUCAGGCCCAGUCAAAGAAAGCACUGAAGAAACAGCAGAAGGAAGCGGAGAAAGCGGCGAAGAAGGCCGAGAAGCAAGCCAAGCAGGCAGCAGAGCAGCAAAUGACCGACGAAGACGAUUUUGCCGAGGAUCGCUAUGGGGUUCCUCCAAUGCUUCAGUCUCAGGCGAGACUGGACCGGGUGCUGGUCCGCGUCCAGGACCUGACAGCAGAGAAGGCUGGCCAGCUGCUCUGGGUACGUGCCAGGAUCCAUACAAGCCGAGCAAAAGGAAAGCAGUGCUUCCUGGUACUGCGGCAGCAGCAGUUCAACGUGCAGGCCCUGGUGGCUGUCGGCGAUCGUGCCAGCAAGCAGAUGGUCAAGUUCGCCGCCAACAUCACCAAGGAGAGCAUAGUGGACGUGGAGGGCGUUGUCAGAAAGGUGGAACAGAAGAUUGAGAGCUGCACCCAGCAGGAUGUGGAGCUGCACAUUGAGAGGAUAUUUGUGGUGAGUCAGGCCGAGCCCCGUCUGCCCCUGCAGCUGGAGGAUGCAGUACGUCCCGAAGGAGAAGGUGAUGAGGAAGGAAGAGCUACAGUGAAUCAGGACACGAGGCUGGACAACAGGGUGAUCGACCUCAGGACUACCACCAGUCAGGCCAUCUUUCGCCUGCAGUCAGGAGUGUGCCAGCUCUUCAGAGACACCCUCACCAGCAAGGGCUUUGUGGAGAUCCAGACUCCCAAAAUCAUAUCAGCUGCCAGCGAAGGAGGUGCCAAUGUCUUCACCGUCUCCUACUUCAAGACUAGCGCGUACUUAGCCCAGUCUCCACAGCUGUACAAGCAGAUGUGCAUCUGCGCUGAUUUCGACAAGGUUUUCUGCGUGGGACCAGUCUUCAGAGCCGAGGACUCCAACACACACCGGCACCUGACGGAGUUUGUGGGCCUGGAUAUCGAGAUGACUUUCAAUUACCACUACCACGAGGUGGUGGAGUCCAUUGCCGACACCAUGGUCCAGAUUUUUAAAGGACUGAGAGACAGGUUCCAGACGGAGAUCCAGACGGUUAACAAGCAGUAUCCCAGCGAGCCUUUCAAGUUCCUGGAGCCGACGUUGCGGCUCGAGUACUGGGAGGCUGUGGCCAUGCUGAGGCAGGCUGGGGUGGAGAUGGGUGAUGAGGACGACCUUAGCACACCCAAUGAAAAACUUCUUGGACGUCUUGUCAAAGAAAAGUAUGAUACCGACUUCUAUGUUCUGGACAAGUACCCUCUGGCAGUGAGGCCCUUCUACACCAUGCCGGACCCCAGCAACCCUAAAUACUCCAACUCGUACGACAUGUUCAUGAGAGGGGAGGAGAUCCUGUCGGGUGCUCAGCGAGUCCAUGAUGCCGAGCUGCUAACCGAGAGGGCCUUGCACCACAACAUCGACUUGGAGAAGAUCAAGGCUUACAUUGACUCUUUCCGAUUUGGGGCUCCUCCUCAUGCGGGUGGCGGCAUAGGACUGGAGCGAGUCACGAUGCUGUACCUGGGGCUCCACAACGUUCGCCAGACUUCCAUGUUCCCCCGUGACCCCAAGCGCCUGACCCCUUGAAAAGGAGCAAGGGCUCAUGGGCCAUUCGUGGAGGCUGCUUGAAGGAACAAAGAAAAAAACUGAAGUGCCACUGCUAACUCACAAAUACAAGAUAUCUGUCUAAUCCUGCCUAGAACGGUGCUGUCAGCACAAAUUAAUGGGAUUAUAUAGGGAACUAAGUGUGCAAAUUACUUAUUAAUAUGAAGAAGAGACUUGGACAAAUGCAUCUUUCCAUACAUAAAUCAGUUUUGGUACCUAAAAAUUUUUUACUAUCAACUGUCUACUAGUCACACUACACGUUUUGUGGUGUAAAAUCAGGACAAAUGUGCACUUGUAACAGCCUAGCAAUGGUAUUGUCACAUUUUCUAACUUACUAGAGGGAAGUCCUUAGAA
This is a messenger RNA of Scleropages formosus (Asian bonytongue), 2107 nucleotides long. It is a transcript of the gene dars1, whose product is annotated as aspartyl-tRNA synthetase 1. The transcript is spliced from 18 exons. Lineage: Eukaryota; Metazoa; Chordata; Actinopteri; Osteoglossiformes; Osteoglossidae. Gene Ontology annotation, molecular function: ATP binding; aspartate-tRNA ligase activity; RNA binding. Gene Ontology annotation, cellular component: cytosol; aminoacyl-tRNA synthetase multienzyme complex; cytoplasm. Bases 140 to 1735 code for a protein of 531 amino acids. The record is from RefSeq and is a predicted model, not a curated record. Gene Ontology annotation, biological process: aspartyl-tRNA aminoacylation.